Rhagoletis pomonella (apple maggot) is the source of this 1451-nucleotide messenger RNA. RefSeq lists its product as uncharacterized. NCBI's taxonomy places the organism in Eukaryota, Metazoa, Arthropoda, Insecta, Diptera, Tephritidae. Bases 3 to 1451 code for a protein of 482 amino acids. The transcript has a single exon. The record is from RefSeq and is a predicted model, not a curated record.
AAAUGCCAACAAAAUGCCGCAUUGUAUGUCCACGAGAGCAUGCGACUAUUGAAAAGAAAUCCGAGCGAAGAAGGGAGAGGGAAGUAAAGAAGGAAAGGAAGAGAGAACCCAGAGAGCCAUCAAAAGAUCGUGAACAGUUGCGUAGAGAGUUAGAAAAUGCGCCGGAAGAGAGGGCAGUGCCGGCGCCUCCGCUAGUUCCACCAGCAGCCAAGAAGCCGCCAGGUUGCGUAGACAAAUCGGUUGACAAGACUGAUGAACCGCAAGACGGCGGCGCUGGUCUUGGCGCUUAUCCCUCUAAGUAUUUGGGUUUGUCAUGUUCCGCUGAUAAAAAAACGUCAGGAGAACCAUGUGUGGAGAAACGACCCUGUUCACUAUCUAUGUUUCCCUUUCCAAGGAUACGACAACGAGAAACGACCGUCGAACCGCUACCGCCGCCGGCGCCAGCCGUAACAGAGCCCGAACAACCUUGUCACCCAGUUGAAGAGAAACGUUUGCCUUGUCACGAAAGGGAGGAGUACACACCACGCGAGCCGUUUACACAACCCAAACCGCCAGACAUAACCAAAGAAAUUAUUGCACAUCAGUGUAAUCGCAUACACAAUUUGGAGUUACAAGUGAACGAACUACGCCGCGAGCUACGCAGAAUGCGCACUGAAAUUAUACCGCCCGACGAUAUGUUGCGCUGCACCACGCUCACCGCUAAACUGCGUGAACUCACUUCACUGCUUGCCGAUUUGAAGAAUCGUCAUGCGGAGGCGAUAGCAGAAGUUAUUAGGGCGCAAAAGCAAGCAAGCCAAGUUGACAAAUGCGAAACAGCUGCAGAGCCAACUGUGGUUACGCGCGCACCACAACCACCACGUCCACAAAUGAAGGCGGAGACAGUGCAAACUUGCUUCACUGUCGAUCACACCGAUAAGCUCUCACAAACCAAUGCCACUUUCGGCUGGCGCCCCUUCAUCGAUGAGGCCACACAAAGUUCGCCACCAUCAACCGUCCCUGUGACACCGAAGAAUACAUCAAGCGUGCCGGCAAGCAGCCACACCAGCUCCGCGCCCAGUUCUAUUCUACCCUGUGGGCAUGACACUGGUGCGUUCCCACUAAAGGAGUCGCCCAGCUUUUGCCCCUACUGUCAGUGCAGCGAGUAUCCAUGUUGCACUUAUGUCGAGCGGAAUCUUUAUGGUGAAAUUAUGAGACUGCUUGAAGACCACGCGCCACGCGAUAUAUUGUUGUCGGUGCUGUUGCAACCGAACAAUCUCUACCAUAUAAAUAUCACAGUGACCAGCACCGGUGAGCCAUUGGGUUGUAUCUACGCCACGGAGCGCGCCAUCAAUGAGGCUGUCGAGGCGGAAGUCUUUGAAAGAUUUUUGACAUUCUUCAUAGUGGAUGCGCGUAUUUCGGUGCAGCAGAAGGAUAAAAUUCUGGCGCAUACUUUUGAGUUUUUCAAAAACUAG